CACUAGUACAUAGCGGCAGCUUAUGAGUUAUGAUGGCCUGAAGGAGAUGGCUUUUUAGACAUAAACUGUAGCUAAGCAGCUCCUGUCUCUUGUUGUUUGCUAGUUACCCUUCCGCAUGUUGUGUAUGAGUGUUUUCUUUUCGCUCAUGCUUUCUCUCUCUAACAAUGUCUUACUCUUACCUCACACUAUCUCUUUCUAGAACUCACUUUUUGUGUUUAUUAAUAAGCAGCCACGCUUUACUGCUCUUGGCAUAAUCCUGGCUGUCUUUUCCUUUUUUUUGUUUUCGCUGUAGCACACUUAUGUUGAUUAAUGGGGAAGUCUUUGAAUUCCUAUAGCUAACAGCUGUGUGUUUAUUAAAUUUGGUUGUUGGGUUUUUGCUCUUAUAGAUUCAUGGUGACUUUGAGCUCAAGAGAUUGGGAGUUGGAGGACAUGAUUGCAUCUGCUUGCAGUUUGUUGAGUUUUUCUUUGGGUUCACUUCUCUGAGAUCGAGUGGGGUAUGGACGUUUUUUGGAAGCAUAUCUAUUAGUCUUUGGCUUGAAAUAACUGGGAAUCUAUCAAUGGGACUGCGGAUGGAGUUGGACUUUGAUAAAAGUUGCAAAGUGGGUCUGAGUCCUAACACUGUUCUUCCACCUCCUCGACAUUGCUCAAAUAUUGAAAAGAGGAAGGCAAAAGGGAAAUCCACCCGUAAAGAUGAUUUGUUGGGCCUAAAGGACGACUUCAUAGAGAUUAACUUUGGUCGCUCUCGCAGUUCUUCUUGUAAAAGCAUUCCAUCUAGACCUGCUGGACUGGAAGGCAACGACGAGCUAAAGCGAGGUUCCAUGUAUCAAAAUUCCAAAGAGGUAAGGGAAAUGAAGAGAACGGGAAAUUUUGAGGGAAGGAGAAAAAUUGAAAUGUCCCGUAGUAGUGACGCCACUUUGGCUUUCAGGAUUGUUGACUCAUUCUGUAAUUCAGAUGAGGACGGCCUGCAGAAGAGGUCUCCAAUGAUAUCUUUGGAUUCAACCUUUAGUCCAACAUCUGUGAGUAAGCCGUAUGUAGAACCAUGCUCAUCAAAUGGUUUUGAUGAAUAUUGUCUCAAUUUGAAUGACAGGGAUAAACUUGCUGAUACUAUGGGGAAAGAUUCAGUGGGUCUAAAGUUUGUAAGUGGUGAAUCUGUUAGUCCUUUAAAUGAUGGUAAUGACCUUGAAAGAGAAACUGUUCGCAUGUUUCACAAGUCACUCUCUGCUAAGGCGGAAAUGCUCCAUUCACCUUCACCAUCAGAAAGUGAUUGCUCCUCAAGAGCCAGCUCUAAGUCCAGAUUCAGUCCUAUCAGAAAGAUGUUUGAUCCAUUCAAGAAGUCCAAAUCUUUGCGAAGUCCUUUAGGAUAUGUGGCAGAACCUGGUGGGGGGCUCAAAACAUCUGGGACAACAAACAUGAGCAGGAACAAAACAUCCAGGAAAUCUUUGCUGCAUGAUUUCUCUAAUACAGCAAAGGCAUCAGAACUUGAUCCUCAAUUUGUUGAGAGGGAGAACCAUCAUUCAGCUGUUGCACGUUCACCAGUUCACCUACAUGGCAAUCUCAAGUUAGAAUACAAACAUGGGGUGCCAUUUUUCGAGUUCUCAACGAAGUGCCCAGAAGAUGUCUUCGUGGCCAAGACAUGGAAGACGGAUAAUGAUUUUAAUUGGGUAUAUACGUUUCACUCCAUUGAUGGUAGAAAGAAGAGCAAUGUCAGUAGAUGGGGAUGGAAUAGUAGUGACAAAGAUUCCUCUAUGGUGGGACAGAUUCAAGUUUCCUGUUAUUUAUGUUCAGAACUAAAAGAUGGUGGGGUUUUGGACAAUUCUGUUGUGACAGAGUUUAUAUUGUACGAUAUUGCACAUGCAAGACAAAGCAUUUCGGCCCAAGAAAAUGAAAAAACUGCUGAUGAUGUUAAAGGUCUCAAAGGAGCUAAUCAAGGAUUAGUUAAGGAGCCUUUUGAAGAUAAUAGGUCUCAUCCAUUCAAGCAUAAACUUCAACAAAGACAAGCCUCUGAGAAAGGUGAUUUUAAUUCUUCAGAUUUUUACCCCUGGGCAUCUGCACAAUUGAAUCCAGGCCUUGAAAUCGCGGCCAUUGUUAUGCAAGUCCCAUAUGAGAAUAGAGAGAGCUUAACAUACAAGUCAGGGGAUAAGAUUAUCAAUGAACUGAUCCCAAACCUACUUAAUCAUUCUAUGAGUGAGCUGAGUAAAAAGGACUUUCAUGAUAAAAGAAGUCCGGAAAAGGUAAAGGUGUUAAUUCCAACUGGAAACCAUGGUUUGCCAAGUGCUGAAAGUCGGGGUCCUUCAUCAUUAUUAGAUAGAUGGAGAUUAGGUGGAGGAUGUGACUGUGGUGGCUGGGACAUGGCCUGUCCCCUCACUGUUUUAGGGAAUACCCAAAUUCAAUGUGCUGAAGAUCAACCACUUCUGGAGAAUCAGCAGCAUUUGGAGCUUUUUGUUCAGGGAGCAAAAGAGAGUACACCGGCAUUGACCAUGAUGGCUGUUCAGGAGGGGGAGUAUGCAGUUGAUUUUCAUGCACAGUUAUCCACAUUACAAGCAUUCUCCAUAUGUGUGGCUAUCUUGCAUGGGACAGAAGCUUCUGUUGAUGCUGGGAAGGAGAGAAGCAAACAGUUAUCACAAAGCAAUUCACUGAAAGUGCUUAUCAAUGAUGAAGUGAAAUUUUUAGUUGAUGCAGUGACAAGAGAGGAGAAGAGAAAAGACUCUAAGAUGGUAAAAGAAAUCCCACCAUCCUAUGUGCUCAAUCCACCCUUUUCUCCAAUUGCUCGAGUAUAAAUUCAAUCAGCUUGCUUGGUACCAGCUUUUACGGCUUCUCCAGGGAAUCCCAGCAUAUGGUUCGAAAUGACCCCAACUUUAAAGGAGAAAAGGAGGAAGUUUCUCAGAUGAUGGGGUUGAGAGUUCCUGCCAUUGACACCGAGGUUCAGGGUUUUUGAUUAUUUACUGGCAUGGGCUCAGCAGUCAACAGCAUACUCAAUACACUAAAAUGGUUUCUCAGUAUACGCAGGACUGUUGGAGAUGUGGGCUAGGGAUUCUUACCAUUGGCAGAGGGUUGUUUCCAUAGGGGUUCCAAAAGCCAUUUGCUAUAUUAUUUGAUUCUUUCAACUUCUAUAGUUAAAAUAUAAACAGAACAUAACAUUGUCCAUAUUGUAACUUGAUAGAGAGGGAAUAGAAGUAAUCAUUAGAUUGUCGAGAGAUGGUAGUUCUUUAUCUUUUGCCUUUUCUGUAUCAUGAAGGAAAUGGUGCUAAGGAAAGUAGAUCAAAACUUUGUUCA
This is a messenger RNA of Quercus lobata, 3273 nucleotides long. RefSeq names its product bromo-adjacent domain protein, putative (DUF3527). Lineage: Eukaryota; Viridiplantae; Streptophyta; Magnoliopsida; Fagales; Fagaceae. The coding region runs from base 558 to 2777 and encodes 739 amino acids. The record is from RefSeq and is a predicted model, not a curated record. The transcript is spliced from 3 exons.